AUUUAUGUAGAAUCAAAUUAAGCCAAUUAUCCAACCAAACCCAAUUCGUACCUUUAUUUUUUCCACAAAAAAAAAAAAAAACCAAUUUGUAGCUAUAUACUAGUGCACAAUAAUAACAUGGACAAGGGAAUUGGUGUUGAAUUAGCUACAAGAUCUUCAAUUGAAAUGGGAAAUUCAGUAGUUGAUGAAGAAUUUGAAGGCAAAGAAGCUUCAUUGUUACGUAUUGUGGAGACUUUCUUGCGUUUGUUUCCUAUUUGUUUAUGUGUAACAGCUCUUAUCAUUAUGCUUAAGAAUUCUGAGGAAAAUGAGUAUGGUUCUGUUGCCUAUUCCGAUCUUGGUGCUUUCAGGUAUUUGGUGCAUGCCAAUGGUAUUUGUGCAGGAUAUUCACUAUUCUCAGCAGUCAUUGUUGCUGUGCCACGCCCUUCAACCAUGCCUAAAGCUUGGGCUUUCUUUUUGCUUGACCAGGUGCAAACCUACAUAAUCCUAGCUGCUGGAGCUGUAUUAACAGAGGUUCUAUACCUUGCUGAAUAUGGAGUCCCUACUGCAGGAUGGAGUUCAGCUUGUGGGUCUUUUGGUUCAUUUUGUCACAAGAUCAAAGCUUCAUUAGUUAUCACAUUUAUUGCUGUGGUUUGCUAUAUUUUGCUUUCACUCAUAUCCUCUUAUAGACUAUUUAGCAAGUAUGAUGCACCAGCAGAAUUCAACAACAACUCCAACAAGGACAUUGGCAUUGCUGCUUUCAAUGGCUGACCUUACAAUAUUAUAACUCCCUAUGUCCCUAAUCGAUGGUCAUUUCCUUUUAGAAUUUUAGUUUUGAUUCAAAAGUUUAGUUUGUUUUGAAAAUCAAUGUAAAAUUAUACAUUAUUUUCCCUUGAUAAUGUGUACAUGAAUAAUUAUAUCCUGGUGGAUAACAAAGUACUGAUAUGUGCAUGAUUUGAAGUUGCCUUGGUUAUAACUA
Molecule: messenger RNA, 955 nt
Organism: Medicago truncatula (barrel medic)
Lineage: Eukaryota; Viridiplantae; Streptophyta; Magnoliopsida; Fabales; Fabaceae
Product: CASP-like protein 2A2
Exons: 3
Coding region: 118-747 (209 amino acids)
Source: RefSeq, a predicted model, not a curated record